Molecule: messenger RNA, 1502 nt
Organism: Helianthus annuus (common sunflower)
Lineage: Eukaryota; Viridiplantae; Streptophyta; Magnoliopsida; Asterales; Asteraceae
Exons: 3
Coding region: 60-1430 (456 amino acids)
Molecular function (GO): protein dimerization activity
Source: RefSeq, a predicted model, not a curated record
UAGAAGCUUCAAGAAAGCAUUUGUACUGGACACCAUGUGCAGCCCAUUGUAUUGAUCUCAUGUUAGAGGAUAUAGGGAAGAUUCCAAAGAUCAAGGAGUGUUUGAAAAAUGCAAUGUUCGCGAAUGCAUAUAUAUAUAAUCAUACUAAACUUGUGAAUCUGAUUAGAAGAUUCACGAAUCAAAGAAAUUUGCAUAGGCCCGCGGUGACACGGUUUGCAACAUCAUUCAUCACCCUUGCGCAAAUGCACAAGCAAAAGAACAAUCUGCUAAAGAUGGUCCUAUCCGAUGAAUGGAGGGUUGGCAAAUGGGCGAAGGAAGCGGGUGGGAGGAAAGUAGCAUCUACCUUUCAACAAGAAAGAUUUUGGAGAAACAUUGUUUAUGCUCUCAAGUUGACAGGACCGCUUGUUAAAGUUCUUAGGAUUGUUGAUGGGGAUAAAAAACCUGCCAUGGGGUACAUCUAUGACGCUAUGACAAGGGCUAAGGAAGCCAUUGCAGCUAGUUUUUUGAAUAGAAAAGCGGAGUAUAAAAAAGCCUUUGCGAUCAUUGACAAAAGAUGGGAAUGUCAUCUUCAUAGGCCUUUACAUGCUGCUGGAUUUUUUUUUUUUUUGAAUCCGGAAAUGUAUUAUGACAAUCAAGAGAAAGCAAGUGGUGGACCGAUUAGGCGAGGUUUAAUUGACUGUAUUGGAAGGUUAGUUGUUGAUCCACAUACUCAAGACAUAAUUAGCAGCCAGUUGGAUUCAUAUCAAGAGGCAAUAGGUGUUUUUGGCAAUCCAAUGGCUAUACGUCAAAGAAAGACGAGAUCACCAGCGGAUUGGUGGGCUAGUUAUGGAUGUGAUACCCCGGAGUUGCAAAAGUUUGCCAUUCGGAUUCUUAGUCUCACAUGUAGUGCCACGGGUUGUGAGAGAAAUUGGAGUGUCUUCCAACAACUUCAUACUAAAAGAAGAAACCGAUUGGCACAAAAACGAUUAAAUGACUUGGUGUAUGUAAAGUUUAAUCGUGGAUUGAAACAACGAUAUGAAAGAAGGAACACCACUGACCCUAUACUUUUACAAGAAAUUGAUGAUAGUAACGAGUGGGUCAUGGGUGUUAUGGAUGAUGAGAAUGAGGAGACUUCAGAGGUUGUGUUUGAUGAUAAUAGUGGUUUGACAUGGCGUGUUGUUGAGAAGGCUUCGGGGGCAUCUGAACCGAUAUAUGCAACAAGAUCAAGUACACAACAACAAUCCAAAGAAAAGGAUCCUUCUUCCUCCACCCCUACUCCUAGUGUACCACCACCUAAGAAAGCACCAUCUAAAAGACUAGAUGUAUUGAUUGAUGAAGGUAUUCAAGAUGAUGAAGAAAUCGAAGAAGAACUUGGCUUGAGUGAAGAUGAUGGCGAAGAUGUGGUACUUGGAGCUGACGAUGAUCAUGGAGAUAGUGAAGAAGACUACUAGUUUGGCUAUAUUGUCGUUUUUGAUUACCUAUUCUAAAGUUGCAAACACUUAAGCAACCUUCUUUUGAUUACC